UUCGCGACAGCAUCUACACAUUUUAAACCGUAUUUCAACGCGUUGAAAUUGCUGCAUGAAAAUGAAGCCAGUGAGUUACCAAUGGAAGACACAAUCCUUCGUUGUCAUCACAAGCCUAAACCACCAAAAUAUUUGCUCCCAUCAAGCGGAUUUACCGGGAUACCCUACUAUAAUUUAUCAGCUUUGAUGCGGACAGAAGAAAAAGUAUCAGUUCCCAUCCUGACCACUGUGAAAUGGCCGCCAACUGAGGAAAUGUGUCUGAAUGAACUUCAGAGAGAAGCCGUCAUGUUGGCAUUGACUAAAGAGGUUUCUGUCAUACAAGGACCUCCAGGAACAGGAAAGAGCCAUGUCGGAAGGAAGAUCUUAGAGGUCCUUUUAAACAACGAACCUUUCAGUAGCCAUGACAAAACAGGCCAAGAAAAUGAACCGUGCUCAAAAGGACCUAUUCUAAUUGUGUGUAAGACUCUGAAAGCUCUAAAGAAACUACUCAAAGGAUUUUCUUCACACAAAAAGUUCCCAGGGAUGUGGGGUCACGUUGGCUCUAGACAAUCGACCGUGGUGUUAGAUGAAUACGACUCGCUGGAAUCAUCGGUACGUACAACAUUGUCAUUGAAAAAUACGAAUCGGAAUCGUUCAGUGAACGAACAAAUUGACCAGCUCAAUAAAAUUAUGGGUUCGCUUGAGACGGAAAUUCAAUCAACGGAUAUUCUAAGACCGUACAUGCUUGACCAUCACUACGCUUCUCUUGCUCGAGCUACUGAAUUCACCAAUGGUAAUCAAACAUUAAAAUUAUGGCUGAACACCCCUCUACAUUCUCCGAUGAUAACUUUUAAGAAACCAAUUGAGCAGCGACUAAAGGAGCUUGUG
Molecule: messenger RNA, 867 nt
Organism: Lymnaea stagnalis (great pond snail)
Lineage: Eukaryota; Metazoa; Mollusca; Gastropoda; Lymnaeidae
Source: the annotation of a GenBank genome assembly